This is a messenger RNA of Diutina rugosa, 1248 nucleotides long. RefSeq lists its product as uncharacterized. The record is from RefSeq and is a predicted model, not a curated record. The transcript has a single exon. Gene Ontology annotation, biological process: protein homooligomerization. NCBI's taxonomy places the organism in Eukaryota, Fungi, Ascomycota, Pichiomycetes, Serinales, Debaryomycetaceae. Bases 1 to 1248 code for a protein of 415 amino acids.
AUGUCCGAUAUACCGGUAACAAUUAUCAACGAAGAAAUACCCCCAGAGCCAACGGUUCUUCAAAACGAAAAGAUCUACCAAAUACAAGUUGGGUACAAACUAUUCCAACUUUCGGGGCUCCUGCUCUCACUGGACUCGCCGUCGUAUUUCACCCGAUGGUUUGCAUCUCACGGAGCUGACGCAACUUUGUUUUUGGACCGGGACCCGAAAUUAUUUGAAUUGAUCUACAACCAUUUACAAGGCUACCAUGUUACUGUUCAAAACGCUUAUGAAAUGAUGAACUUGUGGCUGGACUCGUUUUACUAUGGGCUCACUCGGCUCCAACGUUUUUUGACUGAAUGCGAUAUCCAUUGCGUGGUGGGAAGCACCCUGUUCAAGAUUCCUCGGGAAUUGUUGGGCCCAGGCAACCUGCCAAACUACUUCACAUUACAGUAUGACAAUUUAUUACAGAACAACGUCCAGAUUAUCGAACAGCGUCAAUUGCUUCGACCUGCACCUCAAGCACCUCCCUGUGUUGCUAACCGACUGGCUCAGCUUUUCAAUGACUUGCUAGAGUGCUUACGAGGAAACUUCUUAGUGGUUACUGAUGACAAGAAGCGGUUGGCUCUUCUCAAAGAGUGUCGUUAUUAUCGGUUUCUUGAGCUUGAGCAGCAUUUGAUCAAACAUAAAGUCAUCAACGACCCGUUUGAACCUCGCCAACAAAUCAUCAUUGAGCUUCGUGAUUUGCAACAAAAAGGCUUAGUUCACUCUGAUCCUGAAUCAUUGGAAGAGCAUGCUAUGGGAUAUCAACGGCCGUUCAUCCAUCGAGAACCUGUACGAACUCUACUCAUGCAGCUUGUGCUGGAUGAUAACCACGUUCAACUUGUACUUAACCGGAAGAUGCCUUUUCCUACUCUUUAUAUUGGGGAUCGGUUUGCGAAGAAAAUGAUUCAAGUGUUCAAGCCAUACCUGACAAAAUUCGAAAUCGAUCAAGCCACCGGCCGCAUUAUCUUCCCUGUGUCACUCAAGACGGCCAAGUGUAUUAUCAAUGGCAUGGAAAUGAGUGAAGACUGGGCCACUGAAUUCAUGAGACCAGGCGGGGAUCAGCUGAAACGUCGUAAAGUCGAAGGUGAUGUGAUGUAUGUCAACUUGACACGGUCAUUGUGGAGAAUAAUCACACGUAAACAGGACACGAGACUUCAUGCUGUUGCGUUGGAAGGGUGCACCAAACAAUCGAGCUUUAUACUGACAUCGAUUGACUUUUUGUAA